Mustela lutreola (European mink) is the source of this 8587-nucleotide messenger RNA. It is a transcript of the gene ADAMTS12, whose product is annotated as ADAM metallopeptidase with thrombospondin type 1 motif 12. Gene Ontology annotation, cellular component: extracellular matrix. NCBI's taxonomy places the organism in Eukaryota, Metazoa, Chordata, Mammalia, Carnivora, Mustelidae. Gene Ontology annotation, biological process: extracellular matrix organization; proteolysis. Gene Ontology annotation, molecular function: metalloendopeptidase activity. The transcript has 24 exons. The record is from RefSeq and is a predicted model, not a curated record. Bases 313 to 5115 code for a protein of 1600 amino acids.
GGGCGGCGCGGAAGGCAGAGGGGUGGGGAUCUUGGGUGGGCUGCCCCCUCCCGCUCUGACCCAUUCCACACCCCGCGGAAAGCAGGCGCUGCCAGUUGAAUCAUUCCCCUUUCAGGAGGGAAGGGGGAUAAAGGUAACUAACCCCUUUCUGCGUAAGAAAGCAAAGGGAGAUCCCGGGCAGCUUUGCAGCCGCUCUGUCCCACUCCUGGACCAUGCACCUCUGCAGCGUUCUGCUCGGCCACAGGCGAGGACUUGAUUUCUUGAGCUGAGAGCUAAACUUUGUUGACUUUUCUUCUCCCCAACAACUGAAUCAUGCCAUGUGCCCAGAGGAACUGGCUUGCAAACCUCUCCGUUGUAGCCUACCUCCUUAACUUUGGGGUCCUUUGCUAUGGGAGCCAAGCUCAGCCAGGCCCAGUGCAGUUCCCGGACAGAAGGCAAGAGCAUUUUCUCAAGGCCCUGCCCGAGUACCACGUGGUGGCCCCAGUCCGAGUAGAUGCCAGGGGGCACUUUCUGUCCUAUGGCUUGCACCAUCCCGUCACUGACAACAGCAGGAGGAAGAGAGAUGUGGAUGGCUCAGAGGACCGGGUGUACUACAGAAUUUCACAUGAGGAGAAGGACCUGUUCUUUAACUUGUCGGUCAAUCAGGGAUUUCUUUCCAAAAGCUAUAUCUUGGAGAGGAGGUACGGGAACCUUUCCCACGUGAAGAUGGUGGCUUCCUCAGCACCCCCUUGCCAUCUCAGGGGCACAGUGCUGCAACAGGGUGCCAGCAUCGGGACCGCAGCCCUCAGUGCCUGCCAGGGACUGACUGGGUUUUUCCAUCUACCCCAUGGAGACUUCUUCAUUGAGCCUGUCAAAAAGCAUCCACUGGCUGAAGGAGAAUACCACCCACACAUCAUUUACAGGAAGCCGAGGCAGAGACCUCCAGAGAAGGAGGAACCAACCUGUGGAUUAAAGGAUGGCCUUGCCACCUCCCAGAAGCCGGAGCGUCAGCGAGAGGAGUGGGAGAGGAGCCAGUGGCCCAGGAGAAGCCUGUCUCGGCGGUCCAUCAGCAAAGAGCGCUGGGUGGAGACGCUGGUCGUGGCUGACACGAAGAUGAUUGAGUAUCAUGGGAGCGACAGCGUCGAGUCCUACAUCCUCACCAUCAUGAACAUGGUCACUGGGUUGUUCCAUAACCCAAGCAUCGGCAAUGCCAUUCACAUUGUGGUGGUUCGGCUCAUUCUACUUGAGGAAGAAGAGCAAGGAUUGAAAAUCACCCACCAUGCGGAGAAGACACUGUCCAGCUUCUGUAAGUGGCAGAAGAGCAUCAAUCCGAAGAGUGACCUCAACCCUGCCCAUCAUGAUGUGGCUGUCCUCCUCACCAGAAAAGACAUCUGUGCUGGUGUCAAUCGCCCCUGUGAGACCUUGGGUCUGUCCCACCUGUCUGGAAUGUGCCAGCCUCAUAGGAGCUGUAACAUCAAUGAAGACUCUGGACUCCCUCUGGCUUUCACAAUUGCCCAUGAACUUGGACACAGCUUCGGCAUCCAGCAUGACGGGAAAGAGAAUGACUGUGAGCCCGAGGGCAGGCACCCGUACCUCAUGUCCCGCCAGCUCCAGUACAAUCCCAGCCCACUGACCUGGUCCAAGUGCAGCAAGGAGUACAUCACCCGCUUCCUGGACCGGGGAUGGGGGUUUUGUCUCGAUGAUAUCCCCCAAAAGAAAGGCUUGAAGUCCAAGGUCAUUGCCCCUGGAGUGAUCUAUGAUGUUCACCAUCAAUGCCAGCUGCAGUAUGGCCCCAAUGCCACCUUCUGCCAGGAAGUAGAAAAUGUCUGCCAGACCCUGUGGUGCUCAGUGAAAGGCUUUUGUCGCUCUAAGCUGGACGCUGCCGCAGAUGGGACACGGUGUGGUGAGAAGAAGUGGUGUAUGGCUGGCAAGUGCAUCACAGUGGGGAAGAAACCAGAGAGCAUCCCUGGUGGCUGGGGCCGCUGGUCGCCCUGGUCCCACUGCUCCAGGACCUGUGGGGCUGGGGCCCAGAGUGCAGAGAGGCUCUGCAACAAUCCUGAACCCAAGUUUGGCGGGAAGUACUGCACUGGGGAGAGGAAACGCUAUCGCUUGUGCAACGUCCACCCCUGUCGCCCAGACGUGCCCACCUUCCGACAGAUGCAGUGCAGUGAGUUUGACACCGUUCCCUACAAGAAUGAGCUCUACCACUGGUUUCCAGUUUUUAAUCCAGCACAUCCUUGUGAGCUCUACUGCCGACCCAUAGAUGGCCAGUUUUCCGAGAAAAUGCUGGAUGCUGUCAUUGAUGGUACCCCUUGCUUUGAAGGUGGCAACAGCAGAAAUGUCUGUAUUAAUGGCAUAUGUAAGAUGGUCGGCUGUGACUAUGAGAUCGGCUCCAACGCCACAGAGGAUCGCUGCGGUGUAUGCCUCGGGGACGGCUCUGCCUGCCAGACUGUGAAGAAGAUGUUUAAACAGAAAGAAGGAUCUGGUUAUGUUGACAUCGGACUGAUUCCAAAAGGAGCAAGGGACAUACGGGUAAUGGAACUUGAGGGAGCUGGAAACUUUUUGGCCAUCAGGAGUGAAGACCCCCAAAAAUAUUACCUCAAUGGAGGGUUCAUUAUCCAGUGGAAUGGGAACUACAAGCUGGCAGGGACCACGUUCCAAUACGACAGGAAAGGAGACCUGGAGAAGCUGAUGGCCACGGGUCCUACCAAUGAGUCGGUGUGGAUCCAGCUUCUGUUCCAGGUGACUAAUCCCGGCAUCAAGUAUGAGUACACAAUCCGGAAAGAUGGCCUUGACAAUGACGUGGGAAAACUGGUAUACUUCUGGCAGUACGGCCAUUGGACUGAGUGCAGUGUGACGUGUGGGACAGGUGUUCGCCGCCAGACUGCCCAUUGUGUAAAGAAGGGCCACGGGAUGGUGAAAGCUACAUUUUGUGACCCAGAAACCCAGCCCAAUGGGAGACAGAAGAAGUGCUAUGAAAAAGAUUGUCCACCCAGGUGGUGGGCCGGGGAGUGGGAAGCAUGCUCAGCCACUUGUGGGCCCCACGGAGAGAAGAAACGGACAGUGCUGUGUGUCCAGACCACGGGCUCUGAUGAGCAGGCUCUCCCCGCUAAAGACUGCCAGCACCUCCUGAAGCCCAAGACCCUCAUUUCCUGCAACAGAGACAUCUUGUGUCCAUCAGACUGGACAGUAGGCAACUGGAGUGAGUGUUCUGUCUCCUGCGGCGGGGGGGUGCGGAUCCGCAGUGUCACGUGUGCCAAGAACCAUGACGAGCCUUGCGAUGUGACAAGGAAGCCCAACAGCCGAGCUCUUUGUGGCCUCCAGCAGUGCCCGUCGAGCCGAAGAGUUCUGAAACCCCACAAAGACCCAAUUCCCAGUGGGCGAAAUCUCCCAACAUCUGAGCCAGACCCCCCGCAGCCCAUCCCUCCAACUCCAUCCAGUCCCAGAAUGCUGAGCACAUCCACGGUGCCGGAGUCUAUGAGCACCAGCACUGGGGCUGUCAGCAGCCCCAGUCCGACCACAGCCGCUGGACAAGGAGACACGGAUGCCAAAUGGUGGCAGAAUAGUUCACACCAAACUGAACCAGGUUCCCAUUAUGUCCUUUCCACCGGAAGUACUUCCCAGCCCAUCCCCACUUCCUGGUCUUUGAGUAGCCAGCCAAACGAAGGGAAUGUUCCCAAUUCACACCCUGGUCCUACCUCAGAGGGAGAUUUUUUCACCACAACAGUGAGUGGUUCUGAUUUGCCAUCUUCCGGCAAGCCUGUGACAUGGCAGGUGACGCCAUUUUACAAUACCUUGACCAAAGAACCAGGGAUAGAGAUACACAGUGGCUCAGGGGAAGACAGUGAACAGUCUGAGAUCAAAAACGAAAACAACUCUGUAACAUGGACCAAAAUCAGAGUAGCUGGAAAGGAUGCUUCGGUGGUGAGAAGUACAGAAAUCCCCCUUGGACGUCCACCAACACCUUAUCUCAGGGGGGCGUCCUUGUGGCCACCCUUCAGCACUGUGAUGGAAGAUCUGCUGCCCAGCCACAGGCCUGCUACUCUCAAAAAUGGUACACCUGGUGCGGAGGUGAUCACUGAAAAGCCAGCAAACACUCCAUUCCCUCUGGGAGGAGACCACCAGCCAGCACCAACAGAACAUUCAGUCCUCCAUAACCCUCCAGAACUUCCAGGCAGUGUGAAUCUAAUGCAGGGUUCCGGACCGGUCCUGACCAAGGAAGACGCAACAAGUCUGAUUGCCGAGGGGUUUUUGCUGAAUGCCUCUGACUACAAGGAGCUCUCGACAGGCGGAAGCCCAGCAUACUGGAUUGCUGGAAACUGGAGUGAGUGCUCCACCAGCUGUGGGCUGGGGGCCUACUGGCGAAGCGUGGAAUGCAGCACCGGCAGGGACUCUGACUGUGCCGCUGUCCAGAAGCCCGACCCCGCUAAGAGGUGCCACCUCCGUCCCUGUGCCAGCUGGAGAGUGGGGAACUGGAGCAAGUGCUCCAGAAACUGCAGCGGGGGCUUCCAGAUCCGGGAGAUUCAGUGUGUGGACAGCCUGGACCGCCGCAGCCUGAGGCCGUUUCACUGCCAGUUCCUGGCGGGCAUUCGUCCCCCACUGAGCAUGAGCUGCAACGUGGAGCCCUGCGAAGAGUGGCAGGUAGAGCCCUGGAACCAGUGUUCCAGGUCCUGUGGAGGCGGAGUUCAGGAGAGAGCAGUGACUUGCCCAGGAGGUCUCUGUGACUGGAAGAAAAGGCCCACACCCACUGCCCCCUGCAACAGCCACCCUUGUUGUCACUGGGUCGCUGGGAACUGGGACCUGUGCACCGCUUCCUGUGGGGGUGGCUUUCAGAAGAGGACCGUCCAUUGUGUCUCCUCAGAGGACAAUACGACUGAAGACCAAUGCCUGUGUGAUCACGAGCCCAAACCUCCAGAAUUCCGAAAAUGUGGCCAAGAGGCCUGCAAGAAGCGUGACGAUUUACUUUGUAGCAAGGACAACUUAUCAACCAGUUUCUGCCAGACACUGAAAACCAUGAAGAAAUGUUCUGUACCCACUGUGAGGGCUCAGUGCUGCCUCACAUGUUCCCAGACACACGUCAUCCACACCCGAAGGCCAAGAAAGCCACAGUCACUCAAAAACCCCAAAGCAUUCUAAGUCCAGAAGCAAGCCACCCCCCACCACAGACCACAGCUGCCUGCUGACUGACUCCCCCGUGUUCUAGCCCCAGGGACCACUUCAUUGAAGUUUUUCGGGUUCAACUUUGGUUCAAAACGAAAUCCAGUGUUUUAUUCGCCACAGAAUGGCUUUGCGGAAGGCAUGGGAUGACAGUGCUUGCUACUCCCUGAUAGGCCGGUGAGAUAUCCAGGAAGUUCAGACACCUCCUGGGACAGGUUCUUGGGAAAGGUGCCAAAUUAGGUAAGUCAGUGACUGAUGUCUUUUCCCCCUUAAAAGUAAAAACAAAGACCCCAGGUUGUUCCCAGACUGCCUCAGGAGUAUCUGGAAAUAGAACCACAUGCAUCCAGGAAACAGUCUUGUUAAUUUACCUUGGUGAAAUCCUCCUUUGUUUCCUCCCUACUUGGGGAAGAUGCUGUUUAAUAUGUCAUGGAAGAGCUUUCAGGAAUAUUCCUUUAAUUCAUCCAGGUGAAGGCAACUUUCUUUAGUCAGUACACAACUGGGACAAGGAGAGAAGGUGCUGGCUGUAUCACUCAGUCCCCGUAGACUCAUCAUCUGGGCUGUUAAGACUCCCAUGAUGGCCUGGAGACACGAGAAGAAGAGGAAAGAGGAAAUGGUCAGAAACUAUAGACUCUAACUAAUAAAGGUAAGGGAUUUAGCUUAAUUAUAGGGAAGACAUUCUGACUCAAAGAUAAUUUCUAUGGAAAUUCUUAAAAAGGAAAUGAACAGAAAUUAAUUUCUUGCCAGUGUAAGAAAAGAAACACAGACCUUUAUACUUAUCACUUUCUUGGCAAAGACCUUUCCUUUGGGGAAGAACAGAGGAGUCUUCCCAUCUGACUUUUCCUCUCCAGCAUGUUCCCUGCCUCAGUCAUCAACUCAGAGGUCCAACUGUCUUUCUCUUACUGGGGGUUCACGUACAACUGCUGCCAUAGUCAAAUCCAUGGUUGCAAGACACUCCUGCCUACCCCAGGACAGAAAAUGGGGCUCAAGAUCAAAAUAUUUCAGAGAACCAGGUAAACUGUAUUAAGUACAAGAACUUAAUACAAACUUCAGUCUUGAGAAAGAAAAAAAAAAUACAUAGCUCCAAGCGAGGUUAAAUAGGACCCCAGUAUACCCAGUAGUUAACUUUUGAAGGUCUGUCCCUUAGGGGAGCAGGCAAGUCAGAGGAGUCCAAAAAAGUGAAAUGAAAGUGAAAAUGCUUGUUCUGGAUGUUCUCACCACUGAUUAGGCAGCUGUGGUCUCAAAUGCAAGGCAACUUUCCUGGUUUGCCAAGGGAGGCAUUUACAGAGAGCGAGGAUGGGGGGCGGGGAUGGGGCCUUCAGGUCACAAGCAGCUUGGCUGAGGCUCAUACACAAGUAGACUGCACUUACUGUUCCCCGCGGAGCACAGAGUCCCCUGGCUCCCGUGGAUUACCUAUCCGUUCAGCAGAAUGGUGCUAUUGAAAACCGGUGCUAAUAUCUAGAAGGGUGCAGAACUGAUAGAAACACACAAAUGGAUGUACAAGUGGACGAGUCCAUCCACGUCUGUCAAACAUGUAACGGUAUUGCCGGCCAAUGCCAGUUCUAUUGCUUGGACACUAGAAGCUUAACAUUGUUAAUAUGAUGUGCUUUUUAUUUUUUUUUUUCAAGCCAUUAAUGUGUAUUAUUCUGGUAAACUCCUGUGGAAAAUAAAAUACUGAGGUUGGGAUGGAACUUAAGAGAGAAGAAAAACAGGACAGAAACAGCCAUGUUUACCUGAAGUGAGGGAGUUUAUUUCCCGAUGAUGAGGUUCUUGUAUUCUCUGUCUUUAAAGGCAAACACUGCUGGCUGAUAACAGUCUCUGGUGACACGAUGGUUUUAGAGAGGAGAGGCUUAAAUGGUUAGUGACGUGAACGGUGAGGGAGAACCUGUUUUUUUCUAACGACGCAGUUUGCAAAGACUGUUCCUAGAGUGGAGUAUGGACUUUCGGUGGCGGGGGGGGCACUGAGUGUCAGCCCCGGGCCCGAGUUAUUUCACCCGGUACUGUACUAGCUAUCAGAGGCUUAUGCAUGUCAUCAGAGACCUGGAUAUGACCAGCCUUUCAAAACUCAGGAACAAACCCGGAUCCCUAGUGAUUCUCAGCAAACUCAACUAGGCCAUAUCCCCCAAUAUACAAAAUGGGCCAUGUUAUUUAUGACCCAUGUGGUGAAGAUGAUAGAUGUGUGAGGAGGUUCUGCCCAGAAUCUCCAUUCUAGGCCUUUCUCCAGUUUCUCAAAGACAAGAAAUUAGCCCCUCAUCAUGCAUCCCACACAUUCCCUUCCUGUGUGGAGGCUGCCCUCUGGGAUCGUUGUGUGGCCUCUGUCAUUCUGGACUCCAGGCUAGAAAUAGCCUUGCUGUUAGUCAUCUGACACAGUCAUUUCCUUGACAGUCACUCAUCUUUGGAUCCUCAGGGUUCAGACAGGUCCCUAUGCUUGUAAUCAGAGAGGGGAGACUCUGAAGAUAAGAACCUAGAGAGUGUCUUUACCAUUUCUUCGGUGCUCAUGGGGGACAACACAAAAGCAACAUCAUUGGUUUACUUAACACACGUCCUCUCUUCUUCCCACCUUGAACAAGCAAGUGAGAGGUGUAGCAAAACACACUGGACACCCAUCUGCCAUGAACCAAGAGGCCACCACACGGUCUGAUGCUUCGAUAUAGCAAGGUUCUCGAGGCAAGGUUGGUUUACACUGCCUUUCCCCUGGUAGAGUUCACUGUUCUCUGAAAAGUUGUGGGUUAAUUUAUUUCAAGGGACUAAGGAAUACUUUUCUAGAAAAGGAAAUCAUUCUGUGGAUACUACAGUUGCCUCCUUGUGGGAAUGACUUGUUGUAUGAUGGCUUUUUUGGUGCAAGCAAUCCAAUGUGGUGCUUUCAGAUGUUUAGUGAAUUUUCUGGAUAACUUCCAUCAAGUUUCUGAAACCAGUUUGGGAGAUUUACAUUGUUUCAGACAAUCAUUUCCCAAUCAAUUGGCUUAAAUCCUUCAAACCCUGAGAGCUACACAUUGCUACCCCAGAGACUGCAGGUCUCAGCUCUUCUCCCUCUGACUUUCAGAUGAAACCAGGGGACAGUAUCUGGUGCUCAGUGACGACGAUUCACUUUCAGGGGAGAAACCACAUGACAUGAACUGCCUGGUGCUAUAACUUAGCCAACAUAUUUGAUGCUACUCCUGUUUUGUUGUAAGGCUAAUUCAGAUAUUGUUGUUAUUAGUAGUAGAAUUUUAAAUUAUGUCAUAUUAAAAAAAAAAAAACCCACAUCAUUGGCAGAGCUCAGUUCUUCCUCUGACUGUCCUCCAAAGUGCUUGUAUGAUGUGUAUGGCCCAACCCAUCCAUUCUCCCUGCAUCUCUGUGCUGUGCUGCUUUGCCAGGCCCACUUUAGGGGGUCCCUUGGUGGGGACCUCAGUACUUAAAACCUGAUUGUAAUCAUAGCCUGCCAUUGAGUGGCAUUAAUAAAUGGCUAAACUCA